Messenger RNA from Lichtheimia ornata, 720 nucleotides. RefSeq lists its product as uncharacterized. Gene Ontology annotation, molecular function: proton transmembrane transporter activity. Lineage: Eukaryota; Fungi; Mucoromycota; Mucoromycetes; Mucorales; Lichtheimiaceae. The transcript has 6 exons. Gene Ontology annotation, biological process: proton motive force-driven ATP synthesis. The record is from RefSeq and is a predicted model, not a curated record. The coding region runs from base 1 to 720 and encodes 239 amino acids.
AUGGCCUUUAGACUCUUGAGCAAGAACGCAGCAGCUUCCAUUGCCGCUCGCCCUGCCGCUUUGAACGCAACCCGUCGCACUGCUGCUGUUGCUGCUGCCCGCAAGUACAGCACUGAGACUGAAGCUGCUCCCAAAAAGUCCAGCAUCCUCGAUAUGCUUCCUGGUGAUUCGAUUGCUGCCAAGGCUGGUUAUUUGACUGCAGGCACUGCUUUGGGUACUGCUUUGAUUGCCAAGGAGAUUUACAUCUUGAACGAAGAAUCUUUGGUGUUGUUGACCACUGCCGGUUUCCUUGGUGUGCUUUUGAAGUAUACUCGUGAGCCUUUCACCAACAUGGCCAAUGAUCACAUUGAGCGUAUCAAGAAGGUGUUGAACGAUGCCCGUGUUGAACACAAGAACACUGUGCAGGCUCGUAUCGAUGAAGCUGGUCAAAUGAAGGAUCUCGUUGAUGUCACCAAGGCUUUGUUCGAAUUGUCCCGUGAGACUGCCCAUAUUGAAGCUGAAGCUUUUGCAUUGAAACAACAAGUUGCUGUUGCCCAGGAAGUCAAGAGCACUCUCGACUCGUGGGUGCGUCAUGAGGCAAACCUCCGUGAGCGUGAACAGAAGCAAUUGGCCGCUUACUUGAUCGAAAAGGUGAAGAAGGAUCUCGAGGACCCUGCUAUCCAGAAGCAAAUUUUGGAUCAAGCUGUUGCUGAUGUCGAGAAGCUCGCCAAGACCGCUUAA